Messenger RNA from Branchiostoma floridae (Florida lancelet), 1554 nucleotides. RefSeq names its product RNA-binding protein NOB1-like. Gene Ontology annotation, molecular function: RNA endonuclease activity. Gene Ontology annotation, cellular component: preribosome, small subunit precursor. The transcript has 8 exons. Bases 111 to 1478 code for a protein of 455 amino acids. NCBI's taxonomy places the organism in Eukaryota, Metazoa, Chordata, Leptocardii, Amphioxiformes, Branchiostomatidae. The record is from RefSeq and is a predicted model, not a curated record. Gene Ontology annotation, biological process: ribosomal small subunit biogenesis; maturation of SSU-rRNA.
CUAGCGAUUAGAAUUGUGCAAUCUUUAGCCAAUGGUAGCGUCUGUAACAUAUCAAACAGCUUAUCAGAUGGAACUGAGGUAGUCACUGAUUGGCUAAUUUUAUCUCCAUCAUGGCGGAAGGAAAAGUGGAACACGUUGUGGUGGAUUCGGGUGCUUUUAUAAGAAAUGCGCCCAUUCGGGACAUUGCAGAGAAUGUGUACAGUCUACAAGGGGUGGUCUCUGAGAUCAGAGACAAGGAGACCAGACAAAGACUGGAGGUGCUGCCGUACCAGAUAGCCUUUAAGGAGCCAAGUGUGGAGAAUGUAAGACAAGUGACUGAGUUCUCUAAGAAAACUGGAGACUACCCAAGUCUGUCAGCUGUGGACAUUAAGGUGCUGGCCUUGACCCUGCAGCUGGAGAAACAACAUGUGGGCACAGAACACAUCAAGACUGAGCCGGAGAAAAAGCCGACCUACUUUGCGACCCAGAAGCCCCUGGAGAGGGUUACAGACCUGCCAGGUUGGGUUGUCACAACUAAACAGGACAAAGAUGCAAAGAACAGCACCCCCCUCAUCUCAGAAGGUCAAGUUGAAGAUGAAGUCGUUGGUAAGGACACGGACAAGCUAAACAUUCUACAGGAUGGUGGCCAGACUGCCACUGAUGAGAAACAAGAUGUGGAAAUCACAUCCAACAAGUCAGAAGUGUUAGAUUGCUUGUCUGAGGGUACUGCUGAUAAUGUCUCUGAAGUGGAGGGACAGCUGCAAAAAUUAGAGUUGACAAUAGAAGGAAACAGAGUGGAGGAAGAGGACAUAGGGGAGGAGGAGGAGGAGGAGGAUGAAGAAGAAGAAGAUGAUGAUGAUGAUGAUGAGGGAUGGAUCACCCCCAGUAACAUCCACAAGCUGAAGAGGAACGCGACCUUGGGCUCCAUGGAAACCAGGGAGGUGAAGGUCGGAUGUAUCACCACCGACUUUGCCAUGCAGAACGUGUUGAUCCAGAUGGGCCUGCAUGUCAUCUCUGUGGAGGGCUUCCUCAUCAGGAGAGCCAAGAGCUACGUACUGCGCUGUCACGCCUGCUACAAGGUGACAAGUGAGAUGAUGAGAGAGUUUUGUCCCAACUGUGGCAACAGGACCCUGACUAAACUCACCUGCAGCGUGGACAGUGACGGGACCAUCAGAUAUCACUUCUCACGCAGACGACCACUUAACACUCGUGGUCUCAUCCACCCCUUGCCGGCCCCCCAGGGAGGGAAACACGCCCACAACCCCCGUCUGCACGAAGACCAGAGAGCACCCCAGCAGCGCGUGGCUCGGAAGGCGAGAGGGAAGACUGACGUGUGGACCGAGGACUACUUUGUUCACUCCUCGCCAUUCGCCACGAGGGACGUGAUGAGUCGGUCGGCGCACCUCGGUAUACGGGAGGGUCCCGGGUACACAAACUUCCGCAGUCGACAGAACCCCAACGAAGUUAAGAGACAUAAGAAGAGGAACAGGAAAAAGUAGUUAAAGCACUAAAACUACUGUAAAUACACAUCACACAUAAUUAAUUAUGCUUCUAACUUCUGACUUGGAAGUUAGU